Messenger RNA from Trypanosoma brucei brucei TREU927, 450 nucleotides. RefSeq lists its product as hypothetical. The coding region runs from base 1 to 450 and encodes 149 amino acids. The transcript has a single exon. The record is from RefSeq and is a predicted model, not a curated record. Lineage: Eukaryota; Euglenozoa; Kinetoplastea; Trypanosomatida; Trypanosomatidae.
AUGAAACGGAAUAUUUGCUGGACCUCACGUGUUUCUUUGCUAUUCUUCUUUCUUUGUUUAUUUGGUGUUUGUUUAUGUUGUGUGGAGUUGAGACCAAAAAGAGAUGAGAAGUGUGUAAUCAUUCUCAGCUUUUAUUGCUCAGUCUCUUUCUGUUUUGUUAACGCUUUUCUUUUUUUUUUUUUAUUGACCUUCCUUAACUUUCGUUUUUAUUUUAUAAAAAAAAACAAAAAAGAAGAAAUUAUAUCUAUCUUUCUUUCCUUUUCUCUUUUUUUUUUAUAUCCUCUUUUCGUACAAUUCCACUGCCCUUUCAAUCUCUUUUACCCUUUCUUUUUCUUGUUGUUGUUCCUCUUUCCCACUUGUGUGAUGAUAUCAUAUACGCUGCCUAUUUACAACUAUUUUUUUUUCCUUCUUAUUUCUCUCUUUUUUACUUUUCUUUUAUUUUUUUUUUAA